GAGUGCGGUAGUGGCUGUAUCCCGAAAAUAGGACAGUGGGCGCUGAGAUGAGAGCGUAGUUGUGCCUGCUUGAGGGAGGUAUCCCUGACUCUUUGGCUUUGCCCAAUUGACCCCAAUUGACUAUUCCACUCCUGCCCAAUCAAAUCGCACUGCAUGCAUUUUAAGCUGUGUAGUCACGGUUUGUUUAUCUUUUCUGAUCACUUAUUACUAUGAAACAGGGACCAAAAACGGUACUGCACUUCUCUCAUCCUCUCCAUCCCUGUGAUGCGUCUUGUCUCUCUGUUGUCAAGCAGAGCACUCACAGCAACCCCAUCCUCUUUAUUUCCCCUCAACUUCUCUUCCUCCUUUGCUUCUUGCUCCUCCUUUACGAGAUCACUCUCGUCCUCGAGCCUCUCCAGGAUCUCCGUCCUCCCUUCCUUCUUUACACCCUCCUACCCAUACUCUCCAUCUCCUCCGCCGUACUCCUUUCUCACUUCCCCUCACUUUCUUGCUGCCCCGCCUCUUACUCCCUAUCGCAAAAAGAGCCUUGCCAAAUUCCCACAUCUCCACGAUUACCUCGACCCCAUGACUAGCCAAGCCAAAGAAGAAGCCGAACAGCGCUAUAGCGCCGCGGCAGCCAAGGCUACGGCUGAGCAUGCUUUCCCGUCCAAACUCACUGGCUGGGAGUUCUACAGGUCGAUCGGAUCACCAAAGUACAUUGUCGCACCCAUGGUCGACCAGUCUGAGCUAGCCUGGAGGAUCCUCAGUCGACGGUACAAUGCGGACCUGUGCUACACUCCCAUGUUCAACGCCAAGCUGUUUGCCAAGGAUCCAAAGUACAGGGACGAGCAUUGGGCAGGACUGAAGGACGGGCUAGGUGGCGGAGGACCGAACGACCGACCGCUGAUUGUGCAGUUUUGUGCAAACGACCCAGAAUAUUUGCUGCAGGCUGCGCUCAUGGUUGCGCCGUACUGCGACGCCGUCGAUAUCAACCUCGGAUGCCCCCAGCACAUUGCCCGGCGAGGGCACUACGGCUCUUUUCUUAUGGAAGACUGGCCCUUGAUCUCGUCUCUCAUCUCUACACUGCACAAACACCUUCCCAUCCCCGUCACUGCCAAGAUCCGGGUCUUCCCCGAGGUCGAAAAAACAAUCGAAUACGCGAAAAUGGUUGUUGAGUCUGGCGCGCAGCUCUUGGUCGUUCAUGGCCGACUCCGGGAGAUGAAGGGCCACUUGACAGGCCUGGCGGACUGGGACAAGAUCCGUGCGGUGCAGGAAGCAGUUGGACAGCUGGUCCCCGUUGUUGCGAAUGGCAAUAUGCUCUACCACGACGAUCUAGCGAGGUGUUUAGAAAAGACAGGAUGUGUCGGCGUCAUGUCUGCUGAGGGCAAUCUCUACAACCCCGCGAUCUUUACGCCGCAACACCCAGAGUCUUGGCAUCUGGCCGAGGAAUACCUGACGAUCUGCGACGAACUCGAUACGAAGGUCGCAUAUACCCGCGGACACCUGUUCAAGAUCUUCAGACCCAGCUUGGUGGUACACACGGAUCUGAGGGCGGAGCUAGGCCUUGCGAGCUCGAGAGAGGAGAUGUGGGCGGUCGCACGCAAGCUGAAGGAGAGACUGAUCCAGGACGCAGACGCCUCGCGAAUGAGUGGGGAGAACUUUGACGGACGCGUGGAUGGGCAAGGGUUCCCGAUCUUGCCGCACUGGCUUGCACAGCCGUAUUUCCGACAGCCCAUGCCGGAGCAGACAAAGAAGGAGGGUGAGAAUGACGCUCCGGCCAAGCGGGGCGCGGACGACUCUGUACAGGUAAAUGCCAACGGCACAACAUCUGUAACAGGAGAUGAGGACGCGGGCAAGGCAAAGAAGAAAGCCAAGAAGACCAAGGUCAUCCCCAACCUCUGUCAAAGCGCCGGAUGCAGAAACACGUACUCGGCGGCGUGUGUGCAUCAGAGAUGCAAGGGCUGUUGCCGUAGUCAUCAGCAAGACAUCAAUGUGUUCGACUGUGCAACACACCAGAUCCGGUCCUUGCAGCACCAGCAGAAUGUGACAACAUCGGAUUCGCAGCAGAUUAUUGAAGCUAUUGUUUUGGGGGCACAUGUUAAGAACUCGAACCCAGUAGAGGCUGUCUCUGGAGCCAUCGCAUCCGAUACAAGCGCCGACAAGGCAGAGCAGAGUAUUGCUGCCUAGAUUUCUUUUGUUCGAAUGUUGUGUCCGACGCCGGUCCAGACCAGGAAGCGAGCGGGCCAACGUGAGGAACGGUAGGGUACUGCCGAAGGGCGGCGGCUCGACUCGGAGGAAGAUGAGGACGAAGACGGGAAAGAUGGUGAAGA
Molecule: messenger RNA, 2309 nt
Organism: Gamsiella multidivaricata
Lineage: Eukaryota; Fungi; Mortierellomycota; Mortierellomycetes; Mortierellales; Mortierellaceae
Product: dihydrouridine synthase-domain-containing protein
Exons: 3
Coding region: 265-2166 (633 amino acids)
Biological process (GO): tRNA processing
Molecular function (GO): tRNA dihydrouridine synthase activity; flavin adenine dinucleotide binding
Source: RefSeq, a predicted model, not a curated record